CAAGAAAUGCUCAAUGGUGAUUGGUUAGAUUGUUAAAUUCAAAUGUAAAAAAGCCGUUGAUCUAAAAUAUACACACACCGGUACACCGGGUAUGGUUAUUGGUUACAUCGGGGGACCCUGUUGAAUUUCUUGUCGUUGUCGAAUGUCGUGUACCCCUUGACUUGUUAGUUUCAUCUUCGUUCAACCUGCAUCGUUUUCACUGCUUCCCCCUCAGUGUUUAAUAGUUUUUUUUUUUUAUGUUUAUUCGUGUAAAUUUUAUUAUUUGUCAAUAAUUAUUUAACAAAAAAAUUUUUAAUUGAAUUCAUUGUAUUGUGUUUUCGUGUUUGAAAAAAAAAAAAAUCAUCAUGUCAUCUAAGGACGAGAAAGAGUCCAUCAUUCCUGAUGUUAUUUAUGACGAAAAAAAUGGUAAAAGUUAUCAAAAAGGACGUUUUUUUGGCAAGGGUGGCUUUGCAAAAUGCUACGAAAUUCGAGAUACAAAAAAUCAAGAUAUAUUUGCUGGUAAAAUUGUGCCAAAAUCCAUGAUGUCAAAAAGUAGUCAACGUGAAAAAAUGAGCCAAGAAAUUGCAAUUCAUCGUAGCUUGUGCCAUAAAAAUAUUGUUGGCUUUCAUGGUUAUUUUGAUGAUUGUUAUAAUAUUUACAUUGUUCUUGAACUUUGCAGAAAACGAUCAAUGAUGGAACUUCACAAGCGUCGUAAAGCACUUACUGAAUGUGAAACAAGAUAUUUUAUGAAACAAAUACUUGAUGGUGUUAAUUAUCUUCAUAAAAAUCGUAUAAUACAUCGUGAUUUAAAACUUGGUAAUUUAUUUCUUGAUGAUGAAUUACAAGUUAAAAUUGGUGAUUUUGGUUUAGCAACAAAAUUAGAACAUGAUGGUGAAAGAAAAAAAACAUUAUGUGGUACACCAAAUUAUAUUGCACCAGAAAUAUUAACAAAAUCAGGACAUUCAUAUGAAGUUGAUGUAUGGAGUAUUGGUUGUAUAAUGUAUACAUUGUUAGUUGGUAGACCACCAUUUGAAACAUCAUCACUACGUGAAACAUAUUCACGUAUUAAACAAGUACAAUAUAAAACACCAACAGCUGUUUGUGAAACAGCAAUAUCAAUGAUAACAAGUACAUUACAAGGUAAUCCAUCAAGACGUCCAAGUGUAUCAAAAUUAUUAAAAGAUCCAUUUAUAACUGAUGGUUUUAUGCCACAAGGUUUACCAUUAUCAUGUUUAACAAUGGCACCACGUCUUGAUACACUUGAAACACAUAAUCAACCACGUCAACCAUUACAUGAAAAAAAUCAAAAUGGUGGUGGUAAUGGUGUUAGUGGUGGUGUUGGUGGUGUUGGUGUUACUGGUGAUCAUCAAUUUAUUGUUCCAAGUAGUCCAGCAAUAUGUAGACCAAGACCAGAUAUUGCAACUGAAGCACAAAAAUCAAAUCGUGAUAUACGUAAAAUGUUAUUAACAUUAAAAGAACAAAUAUCAUCAGUAUUAUCAGCAAGACCAGCAAGAAAUGAUGCUGCAUCUGGUGUUGAAUAUACUGAUCCAGCAGCACAACCAUUUUUAUGGGUUAGUAAAUGGGUUGAUUAUUCAGAUAAAUAUGGUUUUGGUUAUCAACUUUGUGAUGAUGGUGUUGGUGUUAUGUACAAUGAUGGUACAAGACUUAUAAUGCUUGCUAAUAAACAUAAUAUUCAUUAUAUUAAUCGUGAUGGUAGUGAAUUAUAUUAUACACAACAAGAUUAUCCAGCAUCACUUGAAAAAAAAAUGAAAUUAAUGAAUUUCUUCCUUAAAUAUAUGAAUGAACAUUUAUUAAAAGCUGGUGGUUCAGCACUUAUUAGACAAACUGAUAGUAUGUCAAGAAUACCAUAUAUGCAUCAAUGGUUUAGAACACAAACUGCUGUUGUUAUGCAACUAACAAAUGGAUCUGUUCAGAUUAAUUUCUUGGAUCAUACGAAAAUUAUCAUGUGUCCAUUGAUGGCUGCUGUUACAUAUAUUGAUCAAGAACAAAAUUUCCGCACCUAUCGAUUUGAAACUAUUCAACAAAAUGGAUGCAGUGCUGGUCUUGCAAAAUGUCUUGAAUAUGCUUAUGAUAAACUUGGUCUUAUGAUAUCAAAUCUUCAAGCAGCACGAUAAGUCUUUAUAUUAUAAUUCAACAAUUAUUAUUUUUAACUUUCAAUUUUUAAUUAUAUAAGUAGUAUUAUUA
Molecule: messenger RNA, 2184 nt
Organism: Aphidius gifuensis
Lineage: Eukaryota; Metazoa; Arthropoda; Insecta; Hymenoptera; Braconidae
Gene: polo
Product: serine/threonine-protein kinase polo
Exons: 4
Coding region: 345-2114 (589 amino acids)
Biological process (GO): regulation of cytokinesis; mitotic cell cycle; protein phosphorylation
Cellular component (GO): spindle pole; centrosome; cytoplasm
Molecular function (GO): ATP binding; protein serine/threonine kinase activity; protein binding
Source: RefSeq, a predicted model, not a curated record